UUGCCGUGAGCUAAUACAGGAUGGAAAAUCAAACCAUCUACAGACUUGUCAGUAGCCUGUCUAAUGUUUCGCUCUUCUCGGCCAUCCCCGCACGACGGGCACACAAGCGCCGGCGACCAAGCGCAAAAAUGAACUGUUGAAUGAAUGAGGCUGGGAUUUCAAUUGAGUCGUAAUAUCGGUAUUUGCAAAUUCUUGAUCUUUAAUCUUUGGAGAGCAAGUACUCACAAUGGAAGACUCGGGUGUUCUCGUACCGCAGACACAGAUAAGCCAUGACCCAUUUAAGUGCGUUGGGUGCCUUUGCUAGUGGUGAGAUGCUCCUCUUUCGCUAUCGCCGUUCGACAGGCGGACCUGAUGAGAAAGAUGUUGUCAAAUUUUUGGCAGAUUGCUCAUGUCUUUAUCGUUGCCUUGUUCAUUGCAGCAAGUGCCGUCGCUGGUCCUUGCACUUCCCGUUCACCUAUUCUCAACCGCGGUUAUACAAACCCAGCACUUGGACCAAUUGACGCGCUCAACAACCCUGUGCUCUUCGCCAGUGCUUUCCGCAACAGAACCAACUUCCAAGCAGCUGUAGCGGCGGCGGCUGGCGAAUGUAACCCAGGCUAUCACUCAUGUACUCCCACCUCGUGUUGUAUGAAUGGGUAUAUAUGCUGCCCAAAUCGUUCUUUUUGUUGUCCACAGGGCUAUUCCUGUGGGGCAACGAUCUGCAUCCCGUACGGCGCAGUACCUUGUGGGGCCGGUUAUUGCAACCCAGGCUAUUAUUGUUAUCAAAAUGGUUGCAUUCCGAACGGUGGGACCCCCUGUGGUACCGGUCAUUAUUGCCAACCAGGGAAAUCAUGCUGUCAGAAUGUCGGUUGCUGCGACCCAGGGUAUUCAUGCAGACCUAACACCUCUUGUUAUCUAUCUACGACUACGACGACUACGACGACUACGUCUACGACUACUACUACAAACCCAGGAGUCCCUUGUGGAACUGUACAUUGCAAUCCAGGCUAUUAUUGUGCUGACAAUGAUUGCAUUCCGAACGGUGGAACCCCCUGUGGUACUGGCCAUUACUGCGAACAGGGAACAACAUGUUGCCAACCCGGUGUCAGUUGCUGCAAUCCAGGUUACUCAUGCGGAUCGGAUAAUACCUGUUAUGCAAACACUACCACGACAACCACGACGACCACGACGACUACCACCCCUACCCUACCUCUACCACCUCUCCCACUUCUACUACUACCACGACGACUACCACCCCUACCCCUACCUCCACCACCUCCACCACUUCUACUACAACAACUACUACCAUUCCAUCAUUCAGACCUCUACGACCACCGCCCCUACUUCAUCGACAACUCCGGCACUACCAACUAUCUACUUCGGGAAUGUACACGGAAUAAACGAUGCGGUCACUCGGAAUAUAUGCGAUGGUUUGAAAAAGCGAGGCAAAGGGGGCUCAGAAGUUUUAACAUAUGCCCAGCGAACCGAGAGUCAAAAGGAAACGAUUCGCGAUCAAGCUGGAUGCGUUGUUAGCAAGUGCAAUUCGACUGCCACAGGCCUCUCGUGCAAUGAGGUGCGACAGG
Cantharellus anzutake is the source of this 1562-nucleotide messenger RNA. RefSeq lists its product as uncharacterized. The record is from RefSeq and is a predicted model, not a curated record. The transcript has 13 exons. NCBI's taxonomy places the organism in Eukaryota, Fungi, Basidiomycota, Agaricomycetes, Cantharellales, Hydnaceae. Bases 352 to 1512 code for a protein of 386 amino acids.